Mucor mucedo is the source of this 2056-nucleotide messenger RNA. RefSeq lists its product as uncharacterized. The record is from RefSeq and is a predicted model, not a curated record. The transcript has 8 exons. Lineage: Eukaryota; Fungi; Mucoromycota; Mucoromycetes; Mucorales; Mucoraceae. The coding region runs from base 193 to 2043 and encodes 616 amino acids. Gene Ontology annotation, cellular component: cytoplasm. Gene Ontology annotation, molecular function: flavin adenine dinucleotide binding; electron-transferring-flavoprotein dehydrogenase activity.
CGAUUAGUUCGAUGAAACGAGAUAAAAGCAUCGAAUCAAAGAGUGCGGACCUUUUCCCAGCAAAAGAAGAUUGAUUUCCGAUACUGAAGUUUAAAUGUGUUUCAUAACUUCUGAUAUAUUUAAACUCUUUACCCUUAAUAUAUCCUUUUUUUACCUCUUUUGCAAUUUUUUAUAUUUUAUUUUUAUUUAAAAAUGUUCAGCAAGUCUAAUCCUAAAAAAGAUUCUCAACGUCAAUCGAUCAGUUUAAAACAAAUGCUUGAGGAUAGACCUGAGUUUAGCCUUACUGAUGUGUUAGAAGACCCAAUGCUAUUGUCAGGUUUCGAAAAUUAUUUAACGCAAACUUGGUCACAGGAAAAUCUAUUGUUUAUAGAGGCAAUGAAUCAGCUCCGACACGAGCCUGGGUCGGCAGAGGAUGUUGAAGCCAUUUUUAAUAGAAUUUACGAAACGUUUGUUGUUACGGAUGCACCUCUUGAAUUGAAUAUCAAUAGCCAGGCAGAAAUAAAAGGAAAAUUGAAAUCUUUUAAGGGAUCUGUCAUCACCCGGGAUGAAGCACUAGAUUUACUAAAAGAAACAGAGCAAGAAGUUUUAUUAAUGCUCAGAGAUAAAUUAACGGAAUUUCUUCGAACUCCACUGUCAACUGUCAGCAAACAGCUGAAUACUGAACCAGUUAAUGAAUUCCGAAAACGAGUCGUCAUCAUUGGCGGUGGAUUUACUGGGUUUGCUGUGGCAUCCGCUUUAGAUCCCAUGUCAUUAUUCCAUGUUACUUUGAUUGAUACAAAAGAUUCCUUUGAAUAUACACCGCGCAUUGUAACAAAACUUGUAAACCCAGACAAGGUAUCUUCUUUAAGGUUCCCUCACAAAAGUUAUAUUCAUAACGGCAGAGUGAUUCUGGGGUAUGCUAAAGACAUAUGUGAAGACGCAAAGUGUGUCAUCGUAAAUGGCGAGAAGAUUUACUUUGAUUAUUUAGUUAUUGGUACUGGCUCCUCAUACUCAUGCCAAUUAAAAUCUAGUGAUUCUUCAUCGCUUUAUAGAACCGCUGGAUUAAAUAAAAUGGCGGCUGAUAUAGCCAAAGCUGACCGCAUUCUCAUCAUUGGGGCUGGUUUAGUUGGCUGUGAACUUGCUGCAGAAAUUAGUCAAAAGCAACUUGAUCACCCAUAUUUAAAGCAUAAACAAAUCGUGCUUGUCGAAAGUCGGCCCAGUAUUAUUUAUCGUAGCGAUGCAAAACAACGCAAAAAGGCAGAAGAGUUUCUUGAAGGAUUAGGGGUUGAAAUUAUAUUGAAUGAAAAAAUAACAUCUGCCAAUUCACUCUCUGAUACUUAUUAUGGUUCUAGCGGCAACACUUAUUCUAGUAAAGACUAUUUAGUGUUAAUGGCUACAGGUGUUAAGCUGAACACAGGUUUUAUCUUGGAUAGUACAAACGAUCCAUCUCUGGAUACUUGCCUCGAUGUCAACGGAGCAGUAAGAGUGCAGUCCACGCUUCAAAUUGAGCACUGGAAGUACAAACAUAUAUUUGCAGGUGGUGAUGUGACUAACGUUUUAGAAGAAAAAACUGCUUAUGCCGCUACAAUUGCUGGUGUCUGCAUCGCUAGAAAUAUAUGCCGCUUGGAAAAAGGGAAGGAACCUAUACCCCAAGGUACUAAAGGAUUACUACCUCCUCCAAGUAAAACAUUACACGGCAUUGGAUCUCAAGGUGGUAUCGGAAAAAAGCGACUUUCAUUUUUUGAAAGAAAGCUAUCCUUUUUAAACCCAACCUGGGAGGUGCUUAAAUAUUUUAAUGAGAAACAGUUUUUCAAGAUUGUACAAGUGACAAGUAGAAAAUCCAAUAUAUUAGGAAGACUUCCGAAAGUACUUACUCUCCCUGAGAAUGAUGAAGCAUCUAGCUCACGACCAACAUCAUUUAGUCGAGCUUCAAAUACUGAAGAAUCAUCAGGCAAUGAAGAUGAUGAGCAUAACAAUAAUAUUGACAAGGAGAAUCGUCCUCAAGAUGAUUCGAGCAAGGAGUAUUUACCCUCUAUUAGCAGUAUAGAAUCAUCCAGUAAAUAAACUAUAGUCUCAU